Molecule: messenger RNA, 2762 nt
Organism: Rhinopithecus roxellana (golden snub-nosed monkey)
Lineage: Eukaryota; Metazoa; Chordata; Mammalia; Primates; Cercopithecidae
Gene: E4F1
Product: E4F transcription factor 1
Exons: 14
Coding region: 239-2593 (784 amino acids)
Biological process (GO): regulation of transcription by RNA polymerase II
Molecular function (GO): RNA polymerase II cis-regulatory region sequence-specific DNA binding; DNA-binding transcription factor activity
Source: RefSeq, a predicted model, not a curated record
CUCCACCGUAACCAAGCCCUCCUCACAGUCCCGCCGCAUCUUCGCUCUCAGCUGGCCCGGCCCCGCCUCUGCGCUCUAAGGCCACACCGCUAUCCCGGCCCCGCUCCCAGAAUGUCCGUCAAUCCGCUCCGGUUCCGCCCCGCCCUCCUCUCUCCGUUCCCUCACGCCGUCCUCGGCGCGGCCCGUUGUUAUGACGACAUGGUCGUAAAUCCGCCAUCUUCCUGCGGCGCGUUGCGACAUGGAGGGCGCGAUGGCAGUGCGGGUGACGGCCGCUCAUACGGCAGAAGCCCCGGCCGAAGCCGGGCGAGAAGCGGGCGAGGGUGCGGUUGCGGCGGUGGCGGCGGCCUUGGCCCCCAGCGGCUUCCUCGGCCUCCCGGCGCCCUUCAGCGAGGAAGAUGAGGACGAUGUGCACAGAUGCGGCCGCUGCCAGGCGGAGUUCACCGCCUUGGAGGAUUUUGUUCAGCACAAGAUUCAGAAGGCCUGCCAGCGGGCCCCUCAGGAGGCCCUGCCUGCCACUCCUGCCACCACAGCGUUGCUGGGCCAGGAGGUGGUGCCGGCAGCCCCAGGCCCAGAGGAGCCCCUCACUGUGGCCCACAUCGUAGUGGAGGCAGCCUCCCUGGCAGCAGAUAUCAGCCACGCACCUGACCUUGUUGGUGGUGGGCACAUCAAAGAGGUCAUCGUGGGUGCUGAGGCGGAGCCGGGUGACAGUGAGAUGGCCGAGGCCCCGGGCAGCCCCCACCAGCAGGGACUGGGGCUCGCAGGGGAGGGUGAGCCGGCCCAGGUGAAGCUACUGGUGAACAAGGAUGGCCGCUAUGUGUGUGCACUGUGUCACAAGACCUUCAAGACGGGCAGCAUCCUCAAGGCCCACAUGGUCACUCACAGCAGCCGUAAGGACCACGAGUGCAAGCUCUGUGGGGCCUCCUUCCGCACCAAGGGCUCACUCAUCCGGCACCACCGGCGGCAUACGGAUGAGCGCCCCUACAAGUGCUCCAAGUGUGGGAAGAGCUUCCGGGAGUCGGGCGCACUGACCCGGCACCUCAAGUCUCUCACCCCCUGCACGGAGAAAAUCCGCUUCAGUGUGAGCAAGGAUGUGGCUGUCAGCAAAGAGGACGCGCCUGCAGGGUCUGGAGCUGGAGCUGCCACCUUGGGGACAGUCACAUCAUCAGUGACAGGCGAGCCCAUAGAGACUUCACCUGUGAUUCACCUGGUGACAGAUGCCAAGGGCACCGUCAUCCACGAAGUCCACGUCCAGAUGCAGGAGCUGCCCCUGGGCAUGAAAACCCUGGCCCCAGAGCCCCCCGUCUCCCAGGAGCUCCCCUGCUCCAGCGAGGGCAGCCGAGAGAACCUGCUGCACCAGGCCAUGCAGAACUCCGGCAUCGCCCUUGAGCGCGCCGCUGGGGAGGAGGGUGCCCUGGAGCCAGCCCCUGCUGCUGGGUCCAGUCCCCAGCCCCUGGCAGAGGCAGCCCCGCAGCUGCCGGUACUGGAAGUGCAGCCGCUAGAGACACAGGUGGCCAGCGAGGCCUCAGCGGUGCCCAGGACCCACCCAUGUCCUCAGUGCAGUGAGACCUUCCCGACAGCAGCCACCCUGGAGGCCCACAAGAGGGGCCACACCGGGCCGAGGCCGUUCGCCUGCAUGCAGUGUGGCAAGGCCUUCCCCAAGGCCUACCUGCUCAAGAAGCACCAGGAGGUGCACGUGCGUGAGCGCCGCUUCCGCUGUGGCGACUGCGGGAAGCUCUACAAGACCAUCGCCCAUGUUCGCGGCCACCGGCGCGUCCACUCAGAUGAGCGGCCAUACCCUUGUCCCGAGUGUGGCAAGCGCUACAAGACUAAGAACGCACAGCAGGUGCACUUCCGGACACAUCUGGAGGAGAAGCCGCAUGUGUGCCAGUUCUGCAGCCGUGGCUUCCGAGAGAAGGGCUCGCUGGUGCGGCAUGUGCGCCACCACACAGGCGAGAAGCCAUUCAAGUGCUACAGGUGCGGCCGUGGCUUCGCUGAGCACGGCACGCUGAACCGGCACCUGCGCACCAAAGGGGGCUGCCUGCUGGAGGUGGAGGAGUUGCUGGUGUCCGAGGAGAGCCCCGCAGCAGCCACCACCGUCCUCGCGGAGGACCCGCACACAGUGUUGGUGGAGUUCUCGUCUGUGGUAGCCGACACCCAGGAGUAUAUCAUUGAGGCCACUGCGGAUGAUGCGGAGACCAGUGAGGCCACGGAGAUCAUCGAGGGCACCCAGACGGAGGUGGACAGCCACAUCAUGAAGGUGGUGCAGCAGAUUGUGCACCAGGCCAGCGCCGGCCACCAGAUCAUUGUGCAGAAUGUCACCAUGGAUGAGGAGACAGCGCUGGGCCCAGAGGCGGCUGCUGCCGACACCAUCACCAUCGCAACCCCUGAGAGCCUGACAGAACAGGUGGCCAUGACACUGGCCUCAGCCAUCAGCGAGGGCACUGUGCUUGCCACCCGGGCAGGGGCGAGUGGCACUGAACAGGCCACUGUGACCAUGGUGUCAUCAGAGGACAUUGAGAUCCUGGAGCAUGCAGGCGAGCUGGUCAUCUCCUCACCAGAGGGCCAGCUGGAGGUGCAGACGGUCAUCGUCUAGCAUGAGGUCUGCGGGGUCCUGGCCAUGCAGGGACAGGGCAGAGGACCUGAGCGCCCUACCCAUGCCUGCCUGGCCUGGUAGAGAAGAUGGCACAGAAUGGAGGCGCCCCAAGGUGGGCAGUGUACAUAAGAGUUUCUUGUUGCUUUACAAUAAAACAUGAGAACCUGCA